Messenger RNA from Pygoscelis adeliae (Adelie penguin), 2195 nucleotides. RefSeq names its product collagen, type XXVIII, alpha 1 (gene COL28A1). The annotation marks the transcript as partial. The record is from RefSeq and is a predicted model, not a curated record. The transcript has 27 exons. Lineage: Eukaryota; Metazoa; Chordata; Aves; Sphenisciformes; Spheniscidae.
CCAUUUACAAGUGGAUAGGCUAUUUAUUUACAGAUUGCUUUAUUUUUGUAAACAAAACAUAUUUUUCAGUAUGAUCUACUGGACAUAUUUUCUACACUGACAGCUUGUUCAAUCCACAAUUUGCUUUUUGAAUGCCUUCAAAGGAAGGAGAAGUUGUCUAAUUUGGGAUCAAAGUCACUAUGUGGAAAAAACAUUUUUUCUUUUGCUUUUUACUUCUGGCUGUGACAACAAACCAGAUAGUAUAUGGGCAAAACAGAAAGAAAGGGAAGAAUUCUUAUUCUCUCGUGCAAAAAGAUGAAGGUGAUAUGUGUCUCGUUGAUAUAGUCUUUAUCUUGGACAGUUCAGAAAGUGCCAAAAAUCAGUUGUUUGAUUUACAGAAGAAUUUUGUUCAAAACUUAACUGACAGUAUUUUCCAGAUGAAGCCAGUUAAGUCUCAGAAGUAUAAUGUCAAACUAGCAAGUAUACAGUUCAGCAGCACAGUCAGCAUUGAUCAUCCCUUUACAGCCUGGAAAAACGUGCAGAAUUUUAAAGAGAAAGUCGAGUCUCUGGGCUUUAUUGGCCAUGGCACCUACUCCUAUUAUGCAAUUUCCAAUGCCACUCAGCUGUUUAAAACUGAGGGUCGUAAGAGAAGUGCGAAAGUGGCUUUUUUGACGACUGAUGGUGUGGAUCAUCCAAACAGCCCUAAUAUCGAGGGUAUAGCCACAACAGCUAGGAGUCUUGGAAUACAUUUUUUUACCAUUGGCCUUUCUAAGAAAAAAGUCCAAGAAGAAAAAUUGCGUAUGAUAUCUGGUGAUUCAUCCUCUAAACAUGUCUUAUGCCUGGAUGAUCAGAACCUGAUAGUUGAUGUAGCAUUGGAACUGGAAGCCUUGCUUCAGAAGCAGUGUAUGCGGAAGAACUGUGGGUGUGAAAAGGGAGUAAAAGGAGACAAAGGUGAUUCUGGCAGUGCUGGUAACAGAGGGGAAAAAGGUGAGCCAGGACCAAAAGGAAACAAGGGCGAUGCUCAGAAAGGAGAUCAUGGAGAAAAAGGUGAAGAGGGAGCUCCUGGCUACAAGGGAGACAAGGGUGAAAGAGGAGAAUGUUUGUAUGACUGCUACAAACCACUGAUUUAUAGUUCGAGAGAAAGAGGUUUGGAAGGUCCUUUUGGCCCUAGGGGACCUCGGGGACCUCAGGGUAUCAGCGGACCUCCAGGUGAGCCAGGCCCAAAAGGCAUUCAAGGAAGCAAGGGAGAGCAAGGCCCUUUAGGUCCCUAUGGUCCUCCAGGACUCCCUGGCGUUGGACAGCCAGGACCCAAGGGUGCUCAAGGUCAAGAAGGUAAAAUUGGAUUCCCAGGACCUCCUGGAAUUGGUGAGCCAGGAUUACCUGGACCACGUGGCCCUGAUGGUCUGCCAGGUGAGAAAGGUCUACCAGGAGAGGGCAUUCAAGGCCAAAAGGGUGAAAAAGGCUCUAAAGGUGUAGCUGGUCCUCCUGGACUGCCAGGUCAACAAAUCAAAGGAGACAAGGGUGAACAAGGCCAAGUAGGACCACAGGGCCCAGCAGGACCACCAGGAAUAGGCAAUCCAGGAAGCCAGGGUAUACAGGGUCCACAAGGAAACCCUGGGGCAAAAGGAUCUAAAGGUUUUGGUCUGUCAGGUCCAAAGGGUCAACCAGGUGAACCUGGACAAAAAGGAGAACCAGGGCUUCCAGGAAUUGGUGUACGAGGACUUAAAGGAGAUAUAGGUCUAUCAGGACUCCCAGGAGAGAGAGGCAUGCAGGGAGAUCCUGGGAAGUCAGGGAAAAAGGGGGAAAAGGGCGAUCAAGGUCCAAGAGGCCCGGAAGGACCCCCUGGCAGAGGAGAUGUAGGCCAAAAGGGUGACCCCGGAGAGAAAGGAUCCCAAGGACUGAUUGGUUAUAAAGGAGUACAAGGCCCAGCUGGACCAAAAGGUGAACCUGGAGAGAGAGGACCACCUGGUGUCGCUGGAUCAUCUAUUCAGGGACCUGCUGGACCAAAGGGGGAUCCAGGACCCAAGGGGCCACCAGGAGAUGAUGGACUUCCUGGAAAUUCAAUAAUGGGACCAACGGGUAACCGGGGACUACCUGGUCUACCUGGACCCCGUGGAGCAAAAGGCGAUGGCCACAAAGGUGAAGCUGGACCUCCAGGACCAGCAGGCCCCCCAGGACCAGCAGGCCCAAAAGGCGUGGGAGAUGCUGGACCGAAG